Molecule: messenger RNA, 4398 nt
Organism: Panicum virgatum (switchgrass)
Lineage: Eukaryota; Viridiplantae; Streptophyta; Magnoliopsida; Poales; Poaceae
Product: protein PHYTOCHROME-DEPENDENT LATE-FLOWERING-like
Exons: 12
Coding region: 158-4096 (1312 amino acids)
Biological process (GO): regulation of transcription by RNA polymerase II
Cellular component (GO): SAGA complex
Molecular function (GO): transcription coregulator activity
Source: RefSeq, a predicted model, not a curated record
UAAACCUCCGUCCCUCCCCCUUCUUCCCCCUUUCUCCUCUCUCUUCUCUCUCUAACCCCCUCGCUCGCACGAGCUCAUCGGCGGCGAGACAGGCGGCGGCGGAAGUUGCGUGUGAGGAAGCCUAGGUCGUCGCCGCAGGGCGGCGCCCCCCGUGGGGAUGGGGAUCUCUUUCAAACUGUCCAAGGUCGGCGUCCGCGUGCACCCGGCCGCGCGCUCGGCGUCCGCGGCGCCGGCGCAGGCGGAAAAACCGGCCGCGGUCGAGGCGGAGGGGUCCGUGUCCGAUUCCAGACGCGAGGUGGGGCGCUCGUAUGGCUCUGUUGAGAGAGCAAAAUAUGUCAAUGGCAUCAAAAUUUCACCAGUGUGCUCCAGGGAAAUUUUGCCAGAGCAUGAAGUUUCUUUCACCUUCAGCCUCUAUGACAGAGGUUAUCUCAUUUCAAAGUCAGCCUCUAUGGAUCCCAGCCAGACUUCAAUUCAGGAUGGCAAAACACUGCAUCCCUAUGAUAGAGCAUCAGAAAAGCUAUUCUCUGCUAUUGAAGCUGGGAGGCUGCCUGGCGAUAUUCUUGAUGAGAUACCAAACAAGUACUACAAUGGAUCAGUUGUUUGUGAGAUACGUGACUACCGGAAGAACGUAUCCAAUCAAGUCCCUGCAUCAUCUGCUCAGCUAGGAUUACCUAUCGUCAAUAAAGUACGGCUACGAAUGACCUUUGAGAAUGUUGUAAAGGACAUUACGCUGCUAUCUGAUGAUUCCUGGAGUUACAGGGAUUUUGUGGAAGCUGAGGCUCGUAUUGUGAGAGCCCUACAACCAGAACUUUGCUUAGACCCUACUCCAAAACUGGAUCGACUUUGUCAGGAUCCUAUUCCACAUAAGUUGAGCCUUGGUAUUGGAAAAAAGAGGAGGCUGAGGCAAAAUCCUGAAGUUGUCGUCACAUCCAGUAACAUGUCUCGUGGUAAAAAGGUUUGCAUUGAUAGGUUACCUGAUAAUGCCAGAGCAGAUGAGAUGGGCAUCACAGGUGGUAGUGCAGCUCACCAGGUUGUCGAUAACAUUACCGUCCAAAAUAUUUCGGGUGGUUCUCAGCAACUUAGACCAAAUUGUUCACAAGAUGCUGCCAGAAUGCUGAUGUCCCAAUCUGGCAUACAGCAAACCGUAAGUUAUUCAGCUGUUGGUAGUGAUCGUGUGGCAGGAUCACCUGCUAAUUUUUCUGGAAUCAAUUCAAGCAUUUCGUCCCCUCAGAGCAUGAUUGGUUACAAUGACUCUGUUACUGCCAAUGGCCUUCUAUCUGUGAAGAGGGAAAUGCAAGAUGCUCCGCUUCAAGAUCCUAAGAGAAUAAAGCCAAGUGGUGGUAUUGAUGAUGUACAGCAGCAGCACAUAAGGCCUCAACCCCUUGGUGGGCAGGAGAUGCAAUGGAAGAACCCACAAUUGCAUCCACAAUUAGAUAUCAAGGGGAUGCAGUAUGCUUCUUCAUUGAGUGGUCAGAGAUAUCCUCCUUCGGUGAUGAACAACAUGCAAGAUUCAGGAUCUUCUUUCUAUUUUCAGCAAGGUUUGAGAUACGGUGCCAAGCAAGAGCAGAUGGAUGGUUCUGAUAGGUCAAAAGACGCAUUGCAGUCUAUGGCACCUGGAAAUUCUGUGCUGGAUCAACAGCAACCCCAGGCUCAGCAUUUAUCACAGCAGUCAACGGCAAGAAAUAAUCUUCCAAACAUGGCACAGUGGCAGAAUACUCGGUUUGCAGCUGAGAAGGACUUGAAAAAAGAAGAAAUAAUUCAGAGAAGAAAGUUAGCACCUAGCUCUCGUGCCCCUUCUGGGCCAAUGGUGCAGUCUCCAGUAUCUUCUAAAUCAGGAGAGAUAUCAAGCAGUUCAAUGGGUGGUCAGUUUGGUUCUGCUGUGACAUCGGCUGUAAUUGGGGCACAGAAAGAUAAAUUUGCUGCAAAUUCCAAUGCUGCAGUUGGAUACCCUUCUGUAGCUUCCAGCCCUAGUGAUUCUAUGCACAGAAUACAGCAACCUGCUGCUGCUCCUUCAAAAAGAAAAACAAAUUCUGUCCCCAAAACUCAACCACCUGUUAGUGCCGUUGGGUCUCCAGCCAGUGUUUCAAAUAUGCACGCUCCACUAAAUGCUAGCAGCCCAUCAAUUGGGACCACACCUAUGGGAGACCAAGCAAUCCUGGAUAAAUUUGCGAAAAUAGAAAAUCUUUCCCAUCGGUACCAGCUUCACAGUAAGAAGAACAAGGUUGAUAAGAUACCUCAAAGGAAACCCAUGAUCAAUGCAAGCCAAGAUGUCGCCAGAUGUCUCUCCAGCUGUUUCCACACUGAGGAUUAUAUAGAUACAAUAAGACCUCUUUGUAAUUCUAUGAUUAGUGGAACAAUAAACAUGUGCAAGACUAGGAUAAUAAAUUUUGUGAGCUCAAACCGCAUGUACCAAGGUCAUCCAAGGCCAUUCCAGGUUGUUUUCAAGGAAAUGCCUGAUGAAACUGUAAGAAUGCAGUAUGGAGAUCUAGAAGAUUUUGAUGGUCCGAAUUCAUAUGAUUGCGUAUUCAUAUUACCGACGAAGUACUGUGCUGACUUGCUGGCAGAGCAGCUUAUUCCCCUGAUGUUGCAAGAUGGGCAUUCUAAAGCUGACGAUAAAGUUAUGCGUGGCACCCCUCCUGCUAACCUCAAUACACUAUCAGGAAUUUUACCAGAUAACUUAGCAAGUGAUGUGAAGCAAGAGGGAGGUGUAAGCCAGCAACUUAAUGCUGCAGCCCAUGCAAAUGUGGGACCUGGAACACCAAUGCAGCAGCUUCCUGUCAACAGGAUGCUUUCAUCUGCUAAUAGCAACCAGGUUCUAGCAAUGCAGCAAGGGUAUAUGCAAGGGGCAGCCAUGCCUCCAAGGAGCCAGCAACUUGACCAAAAUUUGGUUCAGCAGCCACAGCAGCAACAGACCCAGCAGCAACCACUGCAGCAAAAUGCCCAAACACAGAUGCAGCAACCAUCAUCUCUUCCACUUAACCAGAUGCAGAGACCUCAACUUCUGCCAACAAGCCCGUUAUCUCAGAUGUUGGCGCCUGGCUCAAAUCUCCCAGUGGGAAGUCAGAUGGGAAACAAUAAGGCUACUCCAACUUCCUUGCAGCUUCAGAUGCUACAGCAGCAGGCACAACAGCAACAACCUAUGUCUAGGAAAGUGAUGAUGGGGCUUGGUUCAGCCAUGAAUAUGGGCAAUAUGGUUAACAAUGUUGUUGGUAUAGGUGGCCUAGGAAACGUUAUGGGAAUGGGCAAUGUGCGGCCAAUAUCCUCCCCCAUGGGAUCGAUGUCAGGCUUAGGCAACAGUUCCAAUCAAAUGAACAUGGGCAUGGCAUCCAACCUUUCUGCAGCUGGACUUCGGCCAAAUAUGAACCCUGCUGCUCUUGCCAAGAUGCGAAUGGGGUUGGCACAGCAAAGGGCAGCAGGCAUGUAUCCGCAGACUGGAAUGGUUGGAAUGCCUGGAAGCGGCUCUCCAAUCCUUCCUAGUUCAGCCGGCUUGUCCAUGAUGGGCCAUCCGCUAAAUAGAAGCAACCUCAGCCCCCUGCAGCGGGCCAUGAUGUCUUCUAUGGGCCCUCCGAAGAUGCUGAACCCCCAACAGCAAAUGCAGCUCCAGCAGCAGCUGCAGCAGCAGCAGCAGCUCCAACAGAACCCACAGCAGCAGCAGCUCCAACAGAACCCGCAACAGCAGCAGCAGCAGCAGCAGCAGCAACUGCAGCAAAUACAGCAGCAGCAGCAGCAGCAGCUACAACAACAGCUACAGCAGCAGCAGCUGCAACAACAACAGCUGCAGCAGCAGCAACGACAAAUGGGAUCUCCGUUACAGCAGGCGCAGGUGGGCUCACCUGCUGGCUCACAGCAGUCAAUGAUGAUGCAGCAGCAGCAGAUAAGCCCACAGCAAAUGGGUCAACAUGCUGCAAUGAGCCCCCAGUUGAGCUCAGGAACUCUGCAGCAAAUGAGCAAUAAUGCGGCGAACCCGGUAGCCACUCCAGGCCCACCCCCAAGCCCGCAGUUGAGCUCACAGACCCAUGGGUCUGUCAACAGCAUCGCUAACUCACCGAUGGAGCAGUUGCAAGGCGCAAAUAAGGGAGGUCCUGGUAGCAUGUAGUAACUGGAAAUACUUGGUUCUCUUCUUUGGCCAAUACAAUAAAGGAAGGUGUAAAACACCGGCAAAGAUCUCGGGGGUUUCUUGAUUGUUGUGGUAAAUGGGGUGUAUUGUAACUUAUAGCCCAUGUAUGAUAACUUGCGGAACAGCAGCUUAUGCUUGGAUUUUGAUUUUGUAGAUUGUAGUUAGUAGGAACGGUGUGUGACUGUAGGGGUAAUCCGUAGCUGGAAGAAAGCAUUGUUCCAUUGAACAGAUCUCUUUUCACGUUUAAAUUAAAUGAUCAAAAUUGUGGAACUUAUAUGUAA